AUGAAAUCCCCCCCAGCUUUGAGAUUAAGCUACCAUCAUCUCCCUUCACAUUUGAAGCGGUGCUUUGCAUAUUGUUCUAUACUGCCAAAGGACUAUGAAUUUGAGGAGGAGGAGUUAGUCUUCUUAUGGAUGGCAGAAGGCCUUCUUCAGCAACAAAAUGGACAGAAGCGAAUGGAAGAUUUAGGAGUCGAAUACUUUCGUCAACUGCAGUCGAGGUCUUUUUUCCAACCAUCAAGUGGUGGUGAAAGCUCAAAAUUUGUGAUGCAUGACCUCAUCAAUGAUUUGGCUCAGUCAAUUGCAGGAUAUACUUGUUUUAGAUUGGAGGAUAAAUUGAAGGAUCAGGAGCAAUGUAGAAAAUUGAAGAGUGCUCGACAUUCAUCUUACAUGCAAAGCAACUAUGAUGCAAUCAAAACGUUUGAAACUUUUUAUGAAGCCGAGAAUGUAAGGACCUUCUUACCAUUGUCCUUAAGUAAAAAUAGAUAUUGUUUUUUGACAAGCAAAGUUCCCCUUGAUCUGUUGCUAAAGAUGAAACACCUAAGGGUGUUGAGUUUGAGUGGAUAUCACAUUGGUGAACUUAUUCCAAAUUCGAUUGGAGAUUUGAAACGUUUGCGAUAUCUGAACUUUUCCUACACCAAUAUCAAAACAGCACCUGAAUCAUUAGGUACCCUAUACAAUCUACAAACUUUGAUGCUAAGAGGUUGUCUAGAAUUGAAGAAAUUGCCUGCGGACAUAGGAAACCUAAUCAACCUACGCCAUCUUGAUAUGAUUGAUUCAAAUUCCUUAGAAGAAAUGCCACGAGGAAUUGGUAAGUUGACAAGUCUCCAAACACUAUCCAAUUUUAUUGUUAUGAAGGACAAUAGGUUUCAGAUAAAAGAGUUGGGGAACCUUAUUCAUCUUGGAGGGAGACUUUGCAUAUCGGGUAUAGAAAAUGUGGUUGAUACUUCGGAUGCAAGAGGGGUGUGGUUAAAUGACAAGCAUGGUAUAGAUGUGUUAACAAUGGUGUGGAGUAGUGAGAGCUUGGAUGGUUUACAACAUGAAAUGGUUGAAACAGAAGUGCUUGACAUAUUAAAACCUCACAAGAGGCUGAAAGAGCUAUACAUUAGAGGCUACCAUGGUAUGAGUUUUUCAACUUGGAUAGGAGAUCCUUUGUUCUCCAAUAUAGUGUGCUUGAAGUUACAAAAUUGUAAAAAUUGCACUUCCUUACCGCCACUUGGACAACUACCCUCUUUGAAAGACCUUCACAUUGAAGGAAUGAGUGCUGUAAAGCAUGUGAGUUGUGAGUUCUACGGGCAGUGUUGCGCCAAACCUUUUCCAUUACUUAAGACACUAUGCUUUGAGAAUAUGUCAGAAUGGGAGGAUUGGUACAUUUUUGGAAUCGACAAGGAAGUUCAAACCUUCACUUGUGUUAGUAAGCUGUCCAUCAAAAAAUGUCCUGAACUUGUGGGAAUGUUGCCGAGUAAUCUUCCUUGCCUCAAAACUCUUGAGAUUAUAAAUUGCCCACAGCUGCUGGUUAAAGCUUCUAGCCUUAUUCUCCCGUCACUCACCUCUCUGUCCAUGAGUGAUGUUCGGCUUCCAAGCCUUCCAGUGCUCAUUGAGACAUGUAAUGUGCUUGAACCCAGUUCUCUUACUUGCUUAGAUAUUAGAAAUGUUUCAAUCCCUGAGUCUCUGUGCAAUCCAAGCAUAGAUGACGAAGUGAUGUUGGCAAAUGCAAUGUCUAAGCAUCUGAGUUCAAUAACUUCCUUGAGCAUUGAGAAGAUUCAGAAACUUGCAUUAUUGCCAAAAUGGCUUACCCAAGGGCUUAAAGGACUCAAAGAAUUGAAGAUUUCCAGUUGUAAAGAACUCACAACACUGUGGCAGAAUGAGGCAGGACUAUAA
Messenger RNA from Camellia sinensis, 1875 nucleotides. NCBI's taxonomy places the organism in Eukaryota, Viridiplantae, Streptophyta, Magnoliopsida, Ericales, Theaceae. The record is from RefSeq and is a predicted model, not a curated record.